Molecule: messenger RNA, 1913 nt
Organism: Coffea eugenioides
Lineage: Eukaryota; Viridiplantae; Streptophyta; Magnoliopsida; Gentianales; Rubiaceae
Product: calmodulin-binding protein 60 A-like
Exons: 5
Coding region: 150-1637 (495 amino acids)
Biological process (GO): regulation of salicylic acid biosynthetic process
Cellular component (GO): nucleus
Molecular function (GO): sequence-specific DNA binding; DNA-binding transcription factor activity; calmodulin binding
Source: RefSeq, a predicted model, not a curated record
AUUCUUUCUUUUUUGAGUUUGCAAACAGGGCGCAAGUGAAACUAAGAGGACAUAGAGGUAAAAAACAGGAACUGAAAGAUUUGUGACUGUUUUAAAAGGUACAGAACAUAUCUAUCUGCUUGUCCGUCGACUUUCUGCUGUUGAAUCAGAUGGAUAUUUCUGAAACAAGAUGCUUAGAGCUACAAUUCAGCAAGCAACUGGCUGGUCGAGUUUUGACUGGGCUGGAAAUAAAAGGAGAAGGGCAUACUGCUUUAGAAGUUGCUUUGGUUAAUCCUCUUACUAAUCAGGUUGUUAAUUCUGGGCCACUAGCCUCUACAGAGAUCGAAAUUGUUGCUCUUAAUGGAGAUUUUGGGGAUGUCCAAGGAGGUAAUUGGACAUCUGAGCAGUUCAAUGAAAAUAUUGUUACCGAAAGGGAAGACAUACCUGUCGAAAAUGAGGAAUUCCCCAAGACGAAAAGGAAAAGGCCCCUUCUUGGAGGAAAGACGCUCUUAAAUCUGAACAAAGGCAAGUGUUAUGUGAAAAAUAUCAAGUUCAAGCAUUCCAGUCUUUGGAUGAAGCUCAGCAAGUUCAGGCUGGGGGCAAGAAUCCCCAGUACUCACAGUGGAAUACAAGUAAAAGAAGCACUAUCAGAUCAAUUCACAGUUGAGGAUCGUCGAAACGAUCUUCGAAACAAAUCAUCCGGGAAGCACUACCCUCCAUCUAUUGAUGAUGAAGUAUGGCGGUUAAAAAACAUUGGAAGAAAUGGACCAUUUCACAAGCGUUUAAGCAAUGCAAAUGUCAAUUCUGUCAAGGAUUUCCUGAUUCUACUUCAUCGUGACCCUACAACACUCAGGAAUAUCCUCGGGAAAACUAUGCCAACUAAGAAGUGGGAUGCCACAGUUAGUCAUGCCCAGACGUGUGAACUUGACAAGAAACUGUAUUUGUAUCAUUCUUCUGAAUCUCAGCAGAAGAAAGCUGUGGUUUUCAAUGUUGUAGGACAAGUGAUAUGGUUUUUCUUCAAUAAUCAGCAUUUUUCCGAUGAAAAUCUAUCUGCAUCCGAUAAGGCCCAUGCACUUGAUCUGGUAGAAACAGGUUUUCAAAAUUGGAAGAAAGUUAAGAGUUUUGAUGAUGAAGCAUCUUUGAUAUAUGCCCUUUCCUGCUUCUUUGCUAUUGAUUACUCCCCAAAUCCUCUUGUGGUGGCUGAUUUUGAUGGUAACAACAGUCCAAUUGCAAAUGCAUAUGGCAAUGGUGAUAAUCCUGAUUUAAGUUUCAAUGUAGAUUACACCUCAAAUCCACUUGUGGCAGCUAAUUCUUAUGGUUACAAUACUUUAACGCCCAAUCCAUAUGGCAAUGGAGAUUAUCCUGAAUUAAGUUCCUUUGAUGAUUAUUUUAGUGGAAUUGACCAAGUUUUGAGCAAUUGUGAAUCUUUCAUUCCUCAAAUUUCAGUUGAGGAUAAGUAUCCACAGAAUUAUAAUCCAUCCAACCAUCUUCAGACUGAGCAACAGAAUGCUGUUAGUGUUGUCCUGGAAGAUCCUGUUCUCUCUGAUAGAGGACAUAGAAGAUGGAAAAUGCUAUUCAGUGCAAUGAGAUGGAUUUCCUUAAAAAGGAUUUCUGCAAUUAAGUCCUGUUUUGCAAACAAAAGGCAGAUAAUCCAGUAAUGGAUAUUUUGCUGGAGAUUGUGGAUUCUUGAGGAAUACAGCUCUAGAAGUUUAAUGAAAGCCUAAGGCUUUUCCCUUUUGUGAAUUUUAUUUUUUGUCUCUUCUUUUUGUUGGUCAGAGGCAGGAAGAGACAAAAAAUAAAAUUUCCCUACUAUGUUUUGUUCAAUGAAUUUAAGUGGAAAAAAGCAGAAUAUUGUUCCUACUUAGAAUAAUUCAUUGUAUCCUUUAUAUUGUUCCUUUACAGUGUUUGGUGUGAAUUUGAACCUGCCAUUGCAC